Molecule: messenger RNA, 2707 nt
Organism: Pan troglodytes (chimpanzee)
Lineage: Eukaryota; Metazoa; Chordata; Mammalia; Primates; Hominidae
Gene: SMIM11
Product: small integral membrane protein 11
Exons: 3
Coding region: 78-254 (58 amino acids)
Source: RefSeq, a predicted model, not a curated record
AUCAGACCUUCCAGCUGCCUCUCAUGUACUUGUCUGUUGGGGGCUUGUGUUGAUCAGGAGUGAAUUCACAGUCUACCAUGAAUUGGAAGGUUCUUGAGCACGUGCCCCUGCUGCUGUAUAUCUUGGCAGCAAAAACAUUAAUUCUCUGCCUGACAUUUGCUGGGGUGAAAAUGUACCAAAGAAAAAGGUUGGAGGCAAAACAACAAAAACUGGAGGCUGAAAGGAAGAAGCAAUCAGAGAAAAAAGAUAACUGAAGAUUCUGCCAUGUAAAUGUCAGCUUGAGUGGACUCCAGCUGAGAAGAAAGAGAAGAAAGACUUAAUUACUGAAUAAUUUGUCAGAGGAUAAACUCCCAACCUAGACCUUUCACUUAAAAUAGUGUGAAUUUGUGUAUGUUUUUAAAAGAACCAGUACUGGCUGGGUAUGCUGGCUUUUACCUGAAAUCCCAGCACUUUGGGAGGCCGAGGCGAGUGGAUCGCCUGAGAUCAGGAGUUUGAGACCAGCCUGGCCAACAUGGUAAAAUCCUGUCUCUACUAAAAAUAUAAAAAUUAGCCAGGUGUAGUGGCGCGCGUCUGUAAUCCCAGCUACUCGGGAGGCUGAGGCAGGAGAAUUGCUUGAAUCCGGGAGGUGGAGGUUGCAGUGAGCCUAGGUUGUGCCACUGCACUCCAGCCUGGGCAACAGAGCGACUGCGUCUCCAAAAAAAAAAAAGCAAAAUUAAAAUUAAAAAAAAAAUAAUGACCAGUAUUUUGUUUACUAAAAUAAAAUGCCUUUGUAAAAAAAGGAGUCGUGGCCUUUGGAAUAAGUCAAAUUGUGUAUCUCUUUCUCUUUCUCUUACACAGCACCCUCCACCCCGUGUUGUAAAGCGGGGGGUUUGUAAACCUACACCUCCCCCACCAUCUCAAGCUGGGGGGUCCCAGGUGAGAGGCUUCCAUAGAGGACAAGGUGGUGCAGAAACAUCUGCUGUGGGAGUGGGGUCCCCAGCACUGGGUGCUUCGGCCAGCUACCCCCGACCCCAGGCCCCCUCAUAGGCUGCCCUCCCAUACCCUCCUUUCUCAUCUUUUCCUCCUACAGGUGCUACGCCCCUGUGAGAGUGUUUUGGAGUGUUUUCAUUGUUAGGGUGGAGGGAGGCUGUGUGUGUCCAGGAAAGGUGACUCCUGUGUUAACCAUGAGGGUCCUCGCAGGGAGGAAUCGUUGGGAGCCCUAGGGUGUGUUUUGUCCUCUCCUCACCUGUUUGCUCCUUGGGAUUUGCUGAUGAGAAAUGAAGGGUAGGGCACCCUAGGAGCCACUGGAACCAAGGGCAGGGAGGAUGGGAAGAUGUUUUACUCAGCACCUAACACACGCAGAUCCCUGUGACAAGAGCUCAUGCUCUCCCACUUCUCGCAAGACCCCAGAGUGGAUGGGGAGUGAGGUGGCAGCAGCUGGCACUGGAAGCAGGGCGGAGUGUUUGGUCUGGUUGCUGAUGGCUGCAUGGGAAACUUGCAGGAGUGUGUGUUAGUAAACGUCUCCCCGUCCUGGCCCAGUUUGUGUCGAACAUUGCGUUUUCCAUGUGGGGAGUCAGGGGAGUUCCAUCUUAAAUUGCACUGUGCUUGCUGGAUGCUCUUCAGCACAAUUUAGGAAGCAGGAAAGAAUUUACAAAGUUCUGAGGACAGACAGACCCUGCUCCUACAAGCUGCAGUGCUCACCAUAGUCAAAGUGGACUUUCACGUAAGCCCAGACCUCAUUCUCUCUGAAGGAGGCCGCUCCAGCCUUUGCCAGGAGCCCUGGUGACUUUAUUCUGCCUAAUCCUGCUGCGGCCUGGGGUCCUGUUAGAACGUGAAUGGAAGACCACAGCAGAGGUGGGAUGCCCUUGGAUUUCUGCCAUCCCCACGCUUUCGUGACAUGCUCAGAUGGGGCCUAGAACUGACCCUGGGCCGUGGCCUACCAUCCUCCCUUUGUCAGGGCCUCCUUGCACCCUGGCAGGUUACCCCACCCACCCUGGCCCAUGUUCCUGCCCCAGGGGCCUGGCCUCUCUGCUGCCCACCCUGCAGGUGUAGGGUAUCACCUGCUCCUGCCUUGGCUGGCAUCAGACCUACUACCUUGGCACCACUUUCCUCCCUCAUGCCCACCCGCCUGUGUGCCUCAUAAGUCCAAGGCGGAGGAUCUGCUGACCAGUAGACACUCAUGUGCUAAACACAAGCGCUUUUCUAGGCUUUGGGAUUUAAAGCUACACUUUGGAAUUUGUGGAAGAUCUGGCCAUCUUGGAAAAUUAGGUAGAAGGUGACAUAAGGACUGGACUAAACCACUGAUCAUCCCAACAGUGCCCGUGGCUUUUCUGUUUUUUGUUUUUGCUUUUGUUUUUUUAGAGAUGAGGACGUGCUGUGUCCCCCAGGUUGGAGUGCAAUGGUACAAUCAUAGCUCAUUGCAGCCUUGAACUCCUGGGCUCAAGCGAUCUUCCCACCUCAGCCUCCCGAGUAGCUGGGACUAGGCCCUGCUAAUUUAUUUAUCUUUUGUUUAGAGACAAGGGUCACGCUGUACUGCCCAGGCUGGGUGUAGGUUUUUUCUGAAGAGCCUUUGGGAGUUUUGUUUUUGCUUGGUUACUUUUCCUAUGCACCCUUCUACCACUAGGGGGAGAUGAUUAAUCACUAAUUGAAGGGAUUUUGUUCGUUUUUUACGUUUUGGGUUUUUUGUUUGUUUGUUUGUUUCAAUAAAGAAAGAGUUUAAUUGCAGUAA